Molecule: messenger RNA, 2568 nt
Organism: Colletotrichum karsti
Lineage: Eukaryota; Fungi; Ascomycota; Sordariomycetes; Glomerellales; Glomerellaceae
Product: eukaryotic translation initiation factor 3
Exons: 3
Coding region: 1-2568 (855 amino acids)
Biological process (GO): translational initiation
Cellular component (GO): eukaryotic translation initiation factor 3 complex
Molecular function (GO): translation initiation factor activity; RNA binding; translation initiation factor binding
Source: RefSeq, a predicted model, not a curated record
AUGUCUCGAUUUUUCCGCGGCGGAGACGACAGCUCCACUGACUCUUCUUCCGACGAGGAGGAGCUUUACUCCGAGGAGGAGGAGGAAGAGGAGGAGCAGGACCAGGAAGACUCUGACGAGGAGGAGGAGGAGGAUGACGACGACUCCGACGACUCCGACGACAGCGAGGGAGGACAAAAGUCUGGUGCCAACCGUUUCCUUCGCGAUGCUUCGUCGGAAAGCGAAGACAGCGACGAUGAGGAGCGCGUAAAGGUCAAGAGUGCCAAGGACAAGCGCAUCGAGGAGCUUGAGUCAACCAUCAAGCUCAUUGAGAACGGCAAGAAGAUUGGAGACUGGGCUUCUAUUUCCACAGAAUUCGACAAGCUCAACCGCCAAGUCACAAAACUGCAAGAUGGCAAGAUCCCCAAGGUUUACAUCAAGGCGAUCGCCGAGCUGGAGGAUGACAUGAACGAGGCCGUCGCGAAGUAUAAGGUCACCCCGAAGAAGACGAUUAACGCCACCGCCAACCGUGGAUUGAACGCCGUCAAGCAGAAGAUCAAGAAGAUUGUCAAGGACCACCAGACCCAGGUCGAUGCGUACCGUGCCGACAACGAUGCCUUCAUGGAGUCCGAGGAGGAGGAAGAGAAGCCCGCGGCGAAGCCGAAGAAGACUGCUCGCUUCAUCGACACCCCUGCGGAGGCUGCCGAGGGCGACGACGUCGACGAUUUCGUCACUGUCGGAAAGCACGGCCGCGCGAUGCAGUUCACCCCCGAGAGCAUCUUCAAGCACUUGCGUAGCAUCAUGGAGACUCGCGGUAAGAAGAACACCGACAGACAGGAGCAGAUCAAGAUUAUGGAGAAGCUCUUCGAGAUCGCCAACACCCCCUACCAGAAGAUCCGCGUCCUUCUUACCCUGGUAUCAACCCGCUUCGACCUCGGCGCCGGUGGUGCCUCCUACAUGCCCCUCGAGCACUGGAAGGCUGCUGAGAAGGAGCUUACCUCUCUGAUUGAUAUUCUCGAGGCCAACAAGGACUACGUCGUUGUUGAGAACGCCGAGGAGUGGGAUGAUGAUGAGAAGCCCCCUGCCCUGGAGAAGGGCCAGAAGUACAUCAAGGUUCCCGGAAGCCUUGUCUCCUACGUCGAGCGUCUGGACGAUGAGCUCACCCGCUCCCUUCAAAACAUCGACCCCCACACCUCCGAGUACAUCGAACGCCUUACCGACGAGGGUGCCCUCUACAACGCCGUCUUCCGUGGCCAGCUCUACUACGAGUACCUCCGCAAGGAUACCGAGCUCGACAUUCCUCAAGAGAGCAUCAACCGUAUCCCUGCCCAGGUCGUCAAGAUCCUCGAGGACAACUGCUGGAAGACCGUCACCUCCAGCGUCGAGUCCACGAUUACUCCCCGUUCCCAGUCCCAGGACGCCGGAAACCUCGUGAACGUUCUCUGCAACUACCUGUUCAGCAACGCCGAGGGCAUCCUCCGUGCUCGCGCUAUGCUGUGCCAAGUCUACUUCCUCGCCCUUCACGACGAGUACUACAAGGCUCGCGACAUGAUGCUCAUGUCCCACUUGCAGGAGAACAUCCCCAACUUCGACGUUACCUCCCAGAUUCUCUACAACCGCACUCUGGUCCAGGUCGGCCUCUGCGCCUUCCGCAAGGGUCUCGUCUACGACGCGCAGAACACCCUGCAGGAGAUCUGCGGCAGCCAGCGCCAGAAGGAGCUUCUCGCUCAGGGUGUCGUCAUGCAGAGAUACAACCAGAUCUCACCAGAGCAAGAAAAGCUGGAGAAGCAGCGCCAGCUCCCCUUCCACAUGCACAUCAACCUCGAGCUGCUCGAGUGCGUCUACCUCACCUGCAGCAUGCUUCUCGAGAUCCCCCUGCUGGCCCAGACCGGCUCCUCCCCCGACGUCAAGAAGCGCGUCAUCAGCAAGACGUACCGUCGCAUGCUCGAGUACCACGAGCGCCAGAUCUUCACCGGCCCCCCCGAGAACACGAGAGACCACGUCAUGCAGGCCUCCAAGGCUCUCGCCGCCGGCGAGUGGAAGAAGUCCACCAACUUCAUCCACAGCAUCAAGAUCUGGGACCUCAUGCCCAACACGGACGACAUCAAGACGAUGCUCUCCAAGCAGAUCCAGGAGGAGGGUCUGCGCACAUACCUCUUCACCUACGCCCCCUUCUACGACACCCUCGCCGUCGAGACGCUCAGCAACAUGUUCGAGCUGGACGCCAGCAAGGUCCUCGCCGUCGUCAGCAAGAUGAUCAGCCACGAGGAGCUCGCCGCUUCCCUGGACCAGGUCACCUCUACCGUCAUCUUCCGCAAGGGCGUCGAGCUCAGCCGUCUGCAGAGCCUGGCCCUCGCGCUCUCAGACAAGGCCAGCGCGCUCAUCGAGACCAACGAGAGGACACUGGAGCAGCGCACCCAGGGCUCGGCCAACGCGUUCGAGAGACAGGGCGGACGCGGCGGACGCGGCGGCGGCAGGGGCGGCGCGCGCAGAGGCGGCGGCGGCCCGAGGACGGGCGGCGCCACCCAAAGGCAGGCUGGCGGUACCCAGUUCACGGGCGGUGCGCUGGGUGCGGCGGUUCGGGGGUAA